GCGUCACAUCAUAGCGACACACUCGGAUGCCAGAGACACAGUCGAUUUAAACAGUAAACACAUACAGUUUGGGACCAAUAUCAUGGAGGCCGCAGGGUUCUGUGGAAUGGAGGUGGCGACUCGGGGGCUAGUGGGGGGAUCUGGCAGCAGCUCCCCUCCAGAGCUGGACAGCCCAGGUAGCCAGGAGCACCUGGGGAUGUUUGAGCUGGUCAGUAGCUGCUGCAGUGAGGAGGUGAGAGGGGAGACUCCAGGGAGAGAGGACUGCCCCCUGGACCCCAACAAUGCUGAGCUGGACCCAGGCGGUGGUGGUGGCAAGAUCAAGGACCAAAAGGGAUUGGGAAAAGAGGUUCUCUUACUGAUGCAAGCCCUGACCACACUAGCCUCGCCAGAGGAGAAGCUGGCCGCUUUGUGCAAGAAGUAUGCUGAUUCGCUGGAGGAGAGCCGCAGUAUACAGAAGCAGGUGAAGGUGCUGCAGAAGAAGCAGUCCCAGAUGGUCAAAGAGAAGAUCCACCUGCAGAGUGAACACAGCAAGGCCAUCCUGUCACGCAGCAAGCUGGAGAGCCUCUGUCGGGAACUGCAGAGACACAAUAAGACCCUCAAGGAUGACAACACGCAACGGUCCAGAGAGUAUGAGGAGCGUCGGAAGGAGGCCACCCUUCACUUCCAGGUGACGCUGAACCAGAUCGAGGUACAGAUGGAACAGCACAACUCUCACAACUCCAAGCUGCGCCAGGAGAACAUGGAGCUGGCCCAGAAACUCAACAGGCUCAUCAAACAGUACGAGCUCAGGGAGGAGCACAUUGACAAGGUGUUCAAGCACAAGGAGAAGCAGCAGCAGUUGGUGGAUGCCAAGCUCCAGAGGACAGCUGAGCUGAUGAGAGAGUUGGAGGGGAAGCAGCAGAGAGAGAGAGACUUUCUCCUGAAAGACGCCACAGAGUGGAGACAUGAGUGUGAGCUGUUGAAGGAACAGGAGACGCAGCUCAAACAGCAGGUAACUAGCUACCUCUCUCUAGCUGGGACGGUUGAGGUACCUCUCUGUAGCUCUGAUCUUUUUUCUGUGCUCCAGAUGACCAAGAAGAUCAAGAAGCUGGAGAAGGAGACGACUCUGUGGAGAACGAAGUGGGAGACCAACAAUCAGGCUCUGCUACAGAUGGCUGAGGAGAAGACACUGCGGGACAAACAUUACAAGGGUCUGCAUGGGAAGCUGGAGUGCCUUGAGAAACUGUGCCAGGCUUUGCAGAAGGAGAGGGACGACCUCACCACCAAACUGGGAGACCUACAGUCAACAACUGAGGAGGAGGGGACGGGACCUCCAGACCCCCAGCCCAGCCAGGAGUCUACCCAGGAUGAGAUGUCUCCGCCUGGGAGGGGGGAAGAGACGCAGCCCCUUACUACCCCUGAACUGGAGCUGGAGUCCUCCACCACAGAGCAACUUGACAACUGAGCCACUAACCCCCUCUGCCUUUUGGAGGGUAUAUUUGAAUACAGUAUAUCUUUUUUUGUGUGUUAAAGUUAUAAUUAAGAUUAAAAUGACUGCAUUAUUAA
Messenger RNA from Oncorhynchus gorbuscha (pink salmon), 1545 nucleotides. RefSeq names its product gamma-taxilin-like. The transcript has 9 exons. Gene Ontology annotation, molecular function: syntaxin binding. The record is from RefSeq and is a predicted model, not a curated record. NCBI's taxonomy places the organism in Eukaryota, Metazoa, Chordata, Actinopteri, Salmoniformes, Salmonidae. Gene Ontology annotation, biological process: regulation of cell cycle. Bases 83 to 1444 code for a protein of 453 amino acids.